This is a messenger RNA of Exophiala xenobiotica, 1692 nucleotides long. RefSeq lists its product as uncharacterized. Gene Ontology annotation, molecular function: protein binding. Lineage: Eukaryota; Fungi; Ascomycota; Eurotiomycetes; Chaetothyriales; Herpotrichiellaceae. Bases 190 to 1692 code for a protein of 500 amino acids. The transcript is spliced from 3 exons. Gene Ontology annotation, cellular component: cytoplasm; nucleus. The record is from RefSeq and is a predicted model, not a curated record.
CACCCCAAAGGACAGCCGUCCUGCUUCUGCCCGCUCUCUGUUAGCGCUGGCACACCGCAGUGCACAGAUGUUAAACAGCCUUACCGCCGCCACAGAAGAUGAAGAUGGCAGACAAUUGUCACCAGCAAGCAGAGAAGAUAGUGCGCGGACACUCGCAACUAAUCUCAGAGGGUGUGUGGACCUCUGCUUAUGAUGACCAUGGACUCUUCGCAUAUCGAUCAUCGCUGGUCGAACUCGGGAAUGAGCUCGUACGGCGGCCAGAAUACCUACAACAACAGUACCUUUCAUGUUACUAGACCAGUUAACCGUGAGUCCACUGAAUCUGGCAUACGCUCAAUGGAAGCUGACUAUGACAUGGAUACAGACACCGACGGAGACAACGCUGGGCUGCAAACCUUACAUACGGAGGACUACAAGAGUGACCUCGCAAAUGGUGUCCCGCUUGACGGGACUUGUGGGUUGGUUCUGAACACACCGGAAUUCAAAAACUGGUAUGAAAACAAGUCGUCCACCGUGCUCAUCGUUGUUGGUUGUCCGGGCGUGGGGAAAACUGUCCUAGCAAAGUUCCUGAUCGAACAUCUUGAUACCUGUGGCAGUGCAGAAGAGGUCACCAUCUAUUACUUUUGUGGUCCCAGAGAAAAUCCAUCCACUGCGGCGCCUAUCCUUGGUUGUCUGAUCCAUCAAUGUGUGAGAAAGGUAGACAGGAUCUGGAAAAUGCACGUCGAGAAGUCAUACAGAAGCCUUGGUCAAAACUUGAGCAACUCCUUUGGCGAACUAUGGGUCAUCUUUCGGAAUAUAAUGUCGGGACCCCGGUUUGAUGAAAGGAAGCGUUUACUUGACAAGAUCUCGGAGCACAUGUCCACUAAUCUUGGUGCUUCAAGAGCCGAUCGCAACCAGAUGAGAUGGAGGCUCUUCUUCACAAGCCGCCCAGGAAUCAAGUCAAGGCUCUCGUGCAUCAGAGGCUACAGAGUUCUGGACUUCAAUGACUCAGAAGGUACUACGAAGAAUGAAAGUGACAUCGAGAAGUCCAUCGUUGAUGGGAUACGAAGAUUGCCAAACUAUCCGACAGGUCUACAGGAGUCGCUGAAAGAGGGCUUGAUAGCAAAGGCUGAUGGGAAUUUCAGGUGGCGUUCGUGCAUGUUAGAAGCUUUCGACAAUACAACAAUUCGCGACGAAGAACGCCUAUGGGAUCUCCCUCUUCCAAAAAUGGACACCAUGUUCACAAGUCUGGUAAAUGGUGUCGAAGCUGAGCACGUGUGCUUCAUCGAGUGGGUAGAAUUGGCCUACCGCCCAUUGUCGGUGACCGAACUGAGCCUUGCUGCGCACAUAAACCCUGACGAAACUCCAAAAGUCAGAAGAAUGUAUGUGAGUACACUGCUCCUGACUCAAGCCGCCCAAAUAGGGCAGGUUGCGCAGCUCGACAUCCUGCUCAAGCAUGAUGACAUUGAUCCAAAUUCGGGCGAUACCUAUGGUUGGACGGCCUUAUCUUGGUCAGCACGCAACGGUCAUGGAGAAUUUGUGAGACGGCUGCUCGACGAUGAAAGACUUCAGGUGAACUUGAAAGACUCUCAGAAACGAACAGCAUUGAUGUGGGCGGCAUCAGAAGGCCGAGUCGAGGAGACGAAGCUGCUGCUCGGUCGUCCCGACAUAGACAUUGACGCUAGAGAUGACAAUGGCAAGACCGCCGAAUAG